AUGAUUGAGGUGGUUUGCAACGAUCGUCUGGGGAAGAAGGUCCGCGUCAAAUGCAACACUGAUGACACCAUCGGGGACCUGAAGAAGCUGAUUGCAGCCCAAACUGGCACCCGUUGGAACAAGAUCGUCCUUAAGAAGUGGUACACCAUUUUUAAGGACCACGUGUGUCUGGGUGACUAUGAAAUCCACGAUGGGAUGAACUUGGAGCUUUAUUACCAGUAA
Molecule: messenger RNA, 222 nt
Organism: Chrysochloris asiatica (Cape golden mole)
Lineage: Eukaryota; Metazoa; Chordata; Mammalia; Afrosoricida; Chrysochloridae
Gene: UBL5
Product: ubiquitin-like 5
Exons: 4
Coding region: 1-222 (73 amino acids)
Biological process (GO): mRNA splicing, via spliceosome; protein modification process
Cellular component (GO): cytoplasm; nucleus
Molecular function (GO): protein tag activity; protein binding
Source: RefSeq, a predicted model, not a curated record